Messenger RNA from Marasmius oreades (fairy-ring Marasmius), 705 nucleotides. RefSeq lists its product as uncharacterized. The record is from RefSeq and is a predicted model, not a curated record. Bases 1 to 705 code for a protein of 234 amino acids. The transcript has 5 exons. Lineage: Eukaryota; Fungi; Basidiomycota; Agaricomycetes; Agaricales; Marasmiaceae.
AUGCUUCAAUCGAUAUCCAAGUUGAUGCAGCCCAUCUUAUCAGCUCUAUUUCCCUGCGGUUCCGAUGAGGCUCUUACCAGCCUUCUUUGGGGAGAUAGACUUCCGGCGUUGCUUGAAGCGUUGAAAGAAACGUUUCCAAAUAGGUUAAAUCGAUACAUCUCAAACGCAUCAGCAAUUCGAAACGAAGCACAACCUGCGCUCGAUAUCCUUUUUCGUGUCGAUUCAUUGGACAUCGUACUUCCCUACUUGCCCAAGUGGGUACCACCGGAAGAUAGACUGAAGGAGAUCAAGUCGAGGAGAAGAUGGGAGAAGGAGAAGGCAUCGGCUCAUAGUGUCAAUGCACCGGGAAGACAAGGAGGAUGGGUGGUUAGAAGACUGAUCGGAUUACUGGGCAGUCGUGUGCAUAAGGUACAAGAAGCUGCAUUGUUGACGCUGGCAGCUUCGCCACUCGCGGACAAGGAAAUUUUCACCUCUGUGAUUAAUGCAAUAGCAAGAUCUAGGAUUGCUGAUGUUCAGCUAGCAGGGUGUAUGUGUGUUACCCAUACAAUCCGUGCUCCUUCACUUCCAAGUUCCCUCCGAUCCUACUGCCAGCACUAUCAUCAGCGUUCUGAACCGAUUCGUCUCCUCACCUUCUAUUUUACCCGCCAUCACGCCUCGCCAGCAACUCAGAGCUUGCUAUAUCCUCUACCACCUUUUGAUAGAUGA